UGCUACACCGGCUUAUGAAGCAUUCGCACUUUGCUUCGUAGUGCAUAGCAGAACCCGGGAUUUGGAGUCGGGUUCUAUUAAAUCUUGCUGCGUGAGUUUCCACUGUUUGGAUGAAAUUUUCGGGACUGACUUUGUCUCUGGUUUUUUAUCAUCAUUAUUUGAUAUCAGUUCCCAUUAACGUAGGUAACUGCAACUUGGAAAUAUGAUUACCUUCAUGGACAGCUCAGAUAGUGAGGAAGAGCAGGAGUGCAAUGAGAGAACAUCACUGAUUGCGUCUGAAAGCCCGCAACUUCCUUCUUAUCAAGAUGGACCACAGGCUACAGAAGAACCUUCUGCUAUAAGGCACCAGUACAGGGGUAGCACACAAGUGCUGGGAGAUGCAUCGAAUGGGGAGACCUCAGGAGCGGCAGCCUCUGUCAGGGAAGGUUCAACGGACAGUGAAGAAGAAGAGCUGACACUUAAAUAUGGGGCUAAACAUGUUAUAAUGCUCUUCGUGCCGGUCACGCUCUGUAUGGUGGUAGUGGUUGCAACAAUAAAAUCUGUCAGCUUCUACACUGAAAAAAAUGGACAGUUAAUCUACACACCUUUCUCUGAAGAUACUCCAUCUGUUGGGCAAAGGCUUCUAAACUCUGUAUUGAAUACAAUUAUUAUGAUAAGUGUUAUCCUUGUGAUGACUAUAUUCUUGGUGUUACUAUACAAGUAUCGCUGCUAUAAGUUCAUUCACGGAUGGCUCAUUAUCUCAUCUUUGAUGCUACUUUUUAUGUUUACAUACAUAUAUCUUUGUGAAGUUUUCAAGACUUACAACGUGGCAAUGGACUAUCCAACCUUGUUUUUGGUCAUCUGGAAUUUUGGGGCAGUGGGAAUGAUCUGCAUUCACUGGAAAGGCCCUCUUCAGCUACAACAGGCUUAUCUUAUCAUGAUCAGUGCUCUUAUGGCCCUUGUUUUCAUCAAGUAUUUGCCAGAGUGGUCAGCUUGGGUAAUUCUAGGAGCCAUAUCUGUUUAUGACUUGAUGGCUGUAUUAUGCCCAAAAGGCCCUUUGAGGAUGCUGGUGGAGACUGCACAGGAAAGAAACGAGCCUAUAUUUCCAGCAUUAAUAUAUUCUUCUGCCAUGGUGUGGAUUGUGGGGAUGGCAGAUUCUGACAGUACAAAUCAAAGAAUAAAUCGACAUUCAGAAGAAGCAUCAGAAAGUACAAACCACAUAUCGCAAGAAGACACAGAAGAUCCAGGGCCUCAGUUUCAGACACCUAACAAUAGGAUUACAAUGUCAGAUGAUGAAGAUGAAGAAAGAGGAGUAAAGCUUGGUCUUGGAGAUUUUAUAUUUUACAGUGUGCUUGUAGGAAAAGCUGCAGCAACUGCAAGUGGGGACUGGAAUACCACACUAGCCUGCUUUGUUGCCAUUUUAAUAGGGUUAUGUCUGACUCUGUUGCUCCUGGCAGUAUUCAAGAAAGCUCUCCCCGCUCUCCCAAUCUCAAUCACGUUUGGGCUGGUGUUCUACUUCUCCACAGAUAACAUUGUGCGGCCUUUCAUGGACACUCUAGCCUCCCACCAGAUGUACAUUUGAUAGAUAACACCAUGUGUAUAUAUUUUUGAGUUCAACAUGUAAUCACCUACUGCUGUAUAUUUAAAGAUGGCAGGGAGGCUCUGCGCACUUUUUUGUAAUCCUAAAGCUAAGGCCUCUUACACACGACCGUAUGGCUUUUUCUGUAUUUGGCAGUCCGCGAAAAUACGGAUGACGUCCGUGUGCAUUCCGUUUUUUGCGGCACGGAAGAGCUGGCGCCUGAUAGAACAGUACUAUCUUUGUCCGUUAUGCGGACAAUAAUAGGACAUAUUCUAUCUUUAAACGGAAAUAAGGAAACGGAGGGCAUACGGCAUACCUUUUUUGUGGAUCCAUUGAAAUGAAUGGUUCCGUAUACGGAACACAAAAAGCGGAACGGAAACGAAACAAAUGCUUUCAUGUGCAAAAGGCCUUAGUCUUUUAAGAAGGAAAAGAACUGGACGUACUUUAUUGAAAAAUACUCAGUUUUUAGUUUUACUAAUAUAAUCUCAAGUAAUAUUGUGUCAUUGUUUUCCACGCUGGUGCUACCCCUAUGGAUUUGGCAGACCAUUUAUGCACACGUCUGACCAGUUUAUUCUGUGGCGGAGCUUUGUAAUGGGGGCUUUUGCCAUUGUACAGUUCACUAGAUGGAAACACCUACCAUCGCUUUCACAUUUCUGCUGGGAGAUGCAGCCAAACUCACUUGUGUAGCUACAUGACAACAUUUGUUGUAAUGAUAGUCAAAGGUGUUGCACUGCGACUGCAAUGCAUCCAAGUUGGAUUUUUGUGCGACUGUAUUUACAAAAAAUGUGGCAUGACAUUGCUAUGCCAUAAAUGUUGUACGACACAUGUCACAGUGUAGCUGUACCCUUUUUGUUGCGUGAAUUGCUGUCAUCGUGUAGCUGAGUCCUAAGGGUAUCUUCAUGUGUAGAAGAUAGACUGCAGAUUUUCCACACAACAUACCUCAUCCACAAGUUGUGGAAAUGGACAGAUGCACAUUUUGGAGUCAGGCAGAGGGAUGCGGCUUCGAUCGGUUACCAUGGCAGUCUGGACUCUUCUGAAACUUCCCAGGCUGCCAAAGCACAGCUCAGCAGGUUAUAGCCCCCAAAGGGGUUAAAAGUUAUUGUUUAAAAAAAACAAGUUUAAAUCACUUCCCUGUCACAAUUUUACAUAUAAAAAUAUAUAAACAAAAAAAAUACAUAUCAAGUAUCGCCGCUUCUGAGAGUGUCUGAACUAUUAAAAUAUUGUUAAAAUUUCCUGUGCAGUAAAUGCCGUAAUGUAAAAAAAAAAAAAACACAAGUUUUUAGCCCCCAACCCCCCCC
This is a messenger RNA of Bufo gargarizans (Asiatic toad), 2856 nucleotides long. Its product is annotated as presenilin-2-like. The transcript is spliced from 11 exons. NCBI's taxonomy places the organism in Eukaryota, Metazoa, Chordata, Amphibia, Anura, Bufonidae. Gene Ontology annotation, cellular component: mitochondrial inner membrane; dendritic shaft; Z disc. Gene Ontology annotation, biological process: protein processing; amyloid-beta metabolic process; Notch receptor processing. Gene Ontology annotation, molecular function: aspartic endopeptidase activity, intramembrane cleaving. The record is from RefSeq and is a predicted model, not a curated record. Bases 203 to 1561 code for a protein of 452 amino acids.